AUGGAGAAUAAUACUUCGUAUAGUGUCCUUUUGCCUGAAAGAGUAAGUUCUUGGUACAUUGUUUUAACUAGUCUGGCAAUGAUUAUUUUGGCUAUACUAACAGUAGCCGGCAAUAUUUUUGUAAUCCAUGCAGUGUUCACGAACAGGGCCCUACGUAUUGUUCCAAACUUUUUCAUCGUUUCCUUAGCAGUUGCCGACUUACUUGUGGCGAUACUAGUGAUGCCAUUUCAUAUUUCAACAAAUAUAACCGGCGCGUGGAUUUACGGAGGAGUGCUGUGUCAAAUAUGGUUGACAAGCGAUGUAUUUCUUUGCACUGCAUCGAUUCUUAACUUGUGCAUCAUCGCAUUGGACAGAUAUUGGGCAAUACAUGACCCCAUCAGGUACGCCCAGAAAAGAACGGUCAAAAGAGUGCUAGUCAUGAUAGCAAUAUCUUGGACGCUCAGCGGUAUGAUAUCAAUUCCACCCGUUUUUGGAUGGGGUGAUAAAGACGACGAUAGCUUAUAUGACGACGACGUUAAAACAUGCACGCUAUCUUCUGAUAAAGGUUAUGUUUUGUAUUCGGCAUGCGGGUCCUUUUAUAUACCUCUCGCAGUAAUGUCUUUCGUGUAUAUUCAUAUUUUCAUUGCAACAAAAAGACGACUUAGAGAACGCACAAAAGCAGCGAAGAAAACUAAACUUGCGAUGAGAAAUAUUGUGAACAACAAGGACGGAAACGCAAAUAAAAAAAGAAAUAACAGCGAUAGUACGAACGAUGAUCACGAUGAAAGGAAUGAAGAUAUUGUAGAAGAACCAAGUAACCAUUGCAAUACGACGUCUUCCGAAUCAGCAAACACUAUAAAUAACUUCUUUGAAGAAAAGCAAAGGAUUUCGCUCUCGAAGGAACGAAAAGCUGCCAGAACAUUAGCUAUUAUAAUGGUAACCUUUGUUCUUUGUUGGAUCCCGUUUUUUCUAAUGUAUCUCAUUUUACCAUUCUGUGACUCGUGUACUUAUCCAGGGACGAAAGUUGAAGCAUUAUUUGUAUGGCUUGGUUAUGUUAAUUCCACGCUUAAUCCCAUCAUAUAUACUGUGUUCAAUAUGGAGUUCCGUAAAGCCUUCCAGAGGAUUACAGCAAAAUGUAGAGGCAACGACUCUGGACGAAUCGCAUUGACUCGAACAUGUGUAUAA
Molecule: messenger RNA, 1164 nt
Organism: Mya arenaria
Lineage: Eukaryota; Metazoa; Mollusca; Bivalvia; Myida; Myidae
Product: octopamine receptor-like
Exons: 2
Coding region: 1-1164 (387 amino acids)
Biological process (GO): adenylate cyclase-activating adrenergic receptor signaling pathway
Cellular component (GO): membrane
Molecular function (GO): octopamine receptor activity
Source: RefSeq, a predicted model, not a curated record